Molecule: messenger RNA, 1125 nt
Organism: Lottia gigantea (owl limpet)
Lineage: Eukaryota; Metazoa; Mollusca; Gastropoda; Lottiidae
Exons: 2
Coding region: 1-1125 (374 amino acids)
Source: RefSeq, a predicted model, not a curated record
AUGUUAAACAAAAUAAAUAAUCUCUUUCCAGAUUUAAAGCCGUCAGAUCCCCUUCCAGAAGAAUUUUAUGAUAAACUAAUGAAUGUAGUAGAAAUAUUUGUAGGUACAGAUUGCAUCGAUCAAAUGUUGAAAUAUUUAGGUCAAUAUGAUAGAAAGAGAUUAAUAUUAAUUUCUCAUAACGGCAGUGGAUUCGACAACUGGAUCGUGCUUAAAAAUGCAAAAAAACUAACACAUUGCCCUUUAAAAACACCCAGAGGAAUUCUAUCUUUUCCUUUAUCUAAUCCAUACACGGAUGAAGAUUUACAGAAAAAAUGGAAAAGACAGAAAGAAAUAAAGGGUAAUUAUUUACAACAUAUUAAUUUCACGUGUUCCUAUCAACACGAAUCCUCUAGUUUGGCUGUAUGGGGAAAUUCUUCCAAUCUCCCCUCGAAUUUGAGAAAGAUUGCCGACGUAGAUAUCGCUAAAUACGCGCAAGACAACUGGGAGGAAUUGAGACACGAAUGGGAACCUAACGCCAAGAGAGACACUCUCUGUUUGGGAGCUUGUGUGAUAAAAUACAACCAAGUCACGAAAGAAGUUGUAAACCAGAAUAUGUCCAAUAAUCUAACGGCUCCAUCUUUAUCUUUAAAGGGUUGGUAUUAUUUAUAUCAUUACGAUAAAGAAAUGGUGGAAGAAGAAUGGUAUGAAACUACUAGAAUGGUUGCGAAACAUACCGAAAAAGAAAACGUAGAAAAAGUUUAUUCGCACACUAAUCCUUUUAUAAGAAAUUUUAUCAGACGAUCUAUUAAAGGAGGAAGAGUUUCGGCAAAUAGAAAAUCAUUUGAAACGAACAAAAUGGAUGAAAUUUGUAACGUAUUAAAGGAAUAUAUUUCACAAAGUGAAAACAGUGAAUAUCCGAGAGCGGAAAGUGGAAGACCGUUUCUACCAGAAGAAGAAAAAGAAUAUGUAAAACUCUUCAAUAAACAAAAAUUCAGACCUAGAACAGCUAUUUUAACAGUGUGGUUUGACUAUCCCAAAAACAUGUUCUUCCAACCGAUACCAGCUAAAGAUAAAAUCACUUUCACGAAUAAAGAAGGUAAAGAUUAUCUUUCUAAUCAAGAAGAGAAUGAAGAUUGUUUUAGAUGA